This is a messenger RNA of Sungouiella intermedia, 276 nucleotides long. The record is from the annotation of a GenBank genome assembly. NCBI's taxonomy places the organism in Eukaryota, Fungi, Ascomycota, Pichiomycetes, Serinales, Metschnikowiaceae.
AUGUCAAACAUUCUCGGAGUGUUCAACCCACCAGCAGGUCGGGACCUUACUGAUGAAGAGUGCUUACCAUGCACUGGAGUGCAACUGUUAGUGUGCUUUGGAGGUGGCGGCUAUUUUCUUUCGAAGUUGCCAUUCAAAGACAAAAAUGGGCUUGUGGAUUUAAAGAAGCACCCGGUAUGGUUCCAGCGAGGCAUCCGCGGACUAGGCGUUGCCCUUAUCGGAUUAGGCAUGUUUCGUCUCGGGGAGAUAGCCCAGAUCUUGUACAAAAGAAGAUGA